UCGUCGUCGUCGUCGAUAGGCAAACGAGGGCGGGUGACGUCGCCGAGUCGGCGCGCCGCAGACGGGACUCGGCCGACGUUUAAAGGCAGGGGGAGGCGCGCGCUUCCUCCGUUUGCCGGGAGUUUCGGAAUGGCGGAGGAUCAAGCGUACGUGACACUGGCCACCGACGACACCUACGGCCUGGGCGCUCUGGUUCUGGCCCAUUCUCUAAAACGCUUCACCAACAGAAAACUGGUGGUUCUGGUCUCUCCCAACGUCACUCCUCACAUGAGAUCUCAGCUAAGUUCGGUUUUCGACGAAGUGCGAGAAGUAAACGUACUGGACAGCAAAGAUGAAGCUCGUCUGGCUCUGAUGGCCCGUCCCGAAUUGGGCGUGACGCUGACCAAGAUCCAUUGCUGGUGUCUGACGCACUACUCCAAAGCAGUCUUCCUCGACGCCGACACCUUGGUAGUGCAAAACUGCGACGAGUUGUUUGAUCGCGAGGAACUGUCCGCGGUGGCCGACGUUGGUUGGCCCGACUGCUUCAAUUCCGGGGUCUUCGUCUUCCGACCCUCCGAAGAGACCUUUCGAGCUCUGUUAAACCACGCCAGAGAGCACGGCAGCUUCGACGGAGGCGACCAGGGACUUUUAAACAGUUAUUUUAGCGACUGGCGAACGAAAGACAUCUCUCGACAUCUCUCCUUCAUUUAUAACAUGAAUUCCAAUGCCAGCUACACCUAUCUUCCCGCCUACAAACAAUUCGGCAGCGACGUCAAGAUAAUUCAUUUCCUGGGCCCCGUCAAACCCUGGAUGCACCGUUACCACCCCGGAACGGGCCGACUGGACGUAUUCGGAGACUGCAGACACCUAGAGGAGCAUCUACGUCUGUGGUGGAACAUCUUCGCCACUCAGGUCCAGCCUUUCUUGCAGCCCGACUGCGCUGGUUUGGCAGGCGCUCUGUCUCGCGUCAGUUUGGAAGAAGGCGAAGGUCGGACGCCCGAGACGGCCGCGUCGUCUCAGGCCAGGAGACACGCUUGGGAGAGGGGUCAGAUAGACUAUUUGGGCAGCGACGCCUUCAGUAACAUCGAGCGCAAACUGGACGCCGCCAUCGACGGAGUGUGAAGAUCCGAAACCGCCCCGAGAUAAGUUUUAGGCAACGAUCGAACCGAACCCAACGUCCGGUUUUUCACGCGCUUUUUCCAGUUUCCAAAAAGGAUCUUUUCUUCUUUUUUUACGGUAACAAUGUGUAGCCGCCAUUAACAGUGUUUUGAGAAGUAACUUAACGAGGAUAUUAAAUUAUGAUUGUCGACCUCGUC
Messenger RNA from Centruroides sculpturatus (bark scorpion), 1295 nucleotides. RefSeq names its product glycogenin-1-like (gene Gyg). Gene Ontology annotation, cellular component: cytoplasm. Gene Ontology annotation, molecular function: glycosyltransferase activity. The transcript has 8 exons. Lineage: Eukaryota; Metazoa; Arthropoda; Arachnida; Scorpiones; Buthidae. Bases 130 to 1101 code for a protein of 323 amino acids. The record is from RefSeq and is a predicted model, not a curated record.